This is a messenger RNA of Theobroma umbraticum, 1569 nucleotides long. RefSeq names its product Peptide chain release factor 1. Gene Ontology annotation, biological process: translational termination. The record is from RefSeq and is a predicted model, not a curated record. Gene Ontology annotation, molecular function: translation release factor activity, codon specific. Lineage: Eukaryota; Viridiplantae; Streptophyta; Magnoliopsida; Malvales; Malvaceae.
AUUCCAAGUUGCAGCUCCGGAAACGAGGUCGAAUGAGCCGUAGCAGUUCUUCCACCGAGAAGUGGAGAAAGAAAGAGCUCAGCAAUUGAUAAAGAAGAAAAAAAAUGAGAAGACUGAAUCGAACGCUUAUUUGGUGGAUCAAUUCGUCAAGACAACUUCAAGUAGCAAAAUCAAAUGCCAAUCCUUAUAAUCAAAGAUCGUUUCUUCUACCCGAAAUUGUCAACAGUUCUCUCUCUUUUUCUCGCUAUUAUUCCACCGAGGUGCAACCUCAGCUUUCAACUGACCUUCUUAAAAUCAUGGAGCAAAGAUUAUCUGCUAUUGAGCAUAGGAGUGCUUAUCUCGAGAAUCUCAUGACCCAGCCAGAAGCCUCACCGGUAGAAUAUUCGAAGGCUAACAAAGAGCUUCGAAAACUUAAGGACUCAAUGGAACUUAUCAAUGAGCUGAGAACCAAACAGAAGGAGAUAGAUGGUUUGAGGUCAUUGAUGACUGUGCCCGAUGAUAAAGACAUGCUUGAUAUGGCAACUGAGGAUUUGGGUCAGGCUUUGGAAGAAGAGAAAAGGCUGCAAAUGCUGCUCAGGUUGUUACUUCCUAGGGAUGAUGCUGAUGAGAGGGACUGCAUUUUGGAGGUGAGAGCAGGAACUGGUGGGGAGGAGGCUUCCUUGUUUGCAAUGGAUGUGCUUAAAAUGUAUGAGAGGUACUCACAUAAGAAGGGUUGGAAGUUUGAAGUGGUAGAUAUAACAGAGUCUGAUCUGAAAGGAUAUAAGGAAGCUAGUGCAGCAAUCUCAGGAGCUGGUGUUUAUGGGAAACUUAAAUUUGAGAGUGGAAUUCACAGAGUUCAGCGUGUUCCUGUGACAGAGAAGUCUGGACGUAUCCACACUAGUGCUGUAUCAGUUGCUAUUCUCCCUCAGGCUGAUGAGGUAGAUGUCCAGUUAAGGAAUGAAGAUUUGAGAAUUGAUACCUACAGGUCUGGUGGUUCUGGUGGACAACAUGCAAACACCACCAACAGUGCUGUUAGAGUCACUCAUUUGCUCACUGGUAUAACAGUAUCUAUACAGGAUGAACGAACGCAGCAUAUGAACAAAGCCAAAGCACUUAAGGUGCUUUGUGCAAAGCUGUAUGAAAUGGAGAGGUCUAGGAUUCAGAUGAGUCGAUCAAAACUUAGAUCUGAACAGAUUGGUAGUGGGGACAGAUCUGAGCGCAUUCGAACCUAUAACUUUCCUCAAGGGCGUGUCACUGAUCAUCGUGUUGGCAUCACGUAUCAUGAGAUAGAUGAUGUGAUGCAGGGAGAGAAUCUGGAUAUCUUUGUUGAUGCUCUUCUUUUGCAACAGGAAAUGGAUGCAAUUGCAUCGUUCAGGUCUGCUCAAUGACCUUGUUUUGGUGGUCGUGGUGUAUGGCAAGUUGCAGAUUUUUUUUUUCCAUUAAACAUCAUUUUCUGGCAUGAAAGUGGUUGGAUUUCACGUUAUACUUCUUGGCUUAUUAUUUUUUCUUCUCUUGCAAUUUGGACCUGUAGAAUAUUCUACUCCUUAUUGGGAAUGCAUGUGUUAACACAGAGAGGCCGUUAUACUUCCA